AUGUCAGUUGAUCUUCCGAGACGGCGCCGACGCCAAGGUGAGAGGGACACACGGCCGAAAACACUCUCAUCGUUGCCGCAACCCACGGCGAGAUGGCAAUCCUACGUCUUCCGCUGGCCCAGAAGCAUGUUAACCCCGGCAUUCGAGAUGACUCAAGUGAGCGCCUCUGUUACGCAGCAGAAAACGGGGCAUGAGGCGACGGUCCAGAUCCUGCUUGCUACAGACCGGGUAGACCCCAGUGCGCGAGACAACCGAGAACGCACUUUGCUAUGGUUCACGGUGCAAGGCGGCAGCAUUGCUAUCAUUCAGAUGUUACUGGCUAUGGGGAAAGUAGAGUUCGACUGCGAGGACAACGAUGGACGGACACCGUUGUUGCUUGCGGCUGCCGAGGGAGUGAAAGAGGCCGUGGAGGGCCUUCUUCGUCUGAAUCACGAGGGAUUGGUAGACCCGCAUCUGAAGGAUACAUACGGACGGACGCCGCAGUCUAUGGCAAUCAGGAAAGGUUAUACGAGAAUCGCGAGGCGGUUGUUUGCUGUUGAGGGGAUAGAUCCAGUCCUGAUUGACAGUAUGCAGAAUACUCCGCUUGUGUUGGGGGCGCGAAAUGGACAUGUUGAGGUAGUUGAGCUCUUCUUGUCAACGAGACGGGUGCGGAUUGAUUUGAGAGAUCGCAAUGGGUUUACGCCGUUGAUGCUGGCGAAGUGA
This is a messenger RNA of Aspergillus chevalieri, 702 nucleotides long. RefSeq names its product ankyrin repeat domain-containing protein. Gene Ontology annotation, molecular function: protein binding. The transcript has a single exon. Bases 1 to 702 code for a protein of 233 amino acids. The record is from RefSeq and is a predicted model, not a curated record. NCBI's taxonomy places the organism in Eukaryota, Fungi, Ascomycota, Eurotiomycetes, Eurotiales, Aspergillaceae.